AAUCAUGACAUGACAUGUUGAUAAUAUGACUAUUGUCAUUUAUUUUAUUUUUUGUUUACCUGAAUUCCAUUAUUUUUGUAUUAUGUAGUACACAGACUGAAAUAUAUUAUAGUAAUUUUAAUUAUGCCUAAGAAUCAGUAACUGUUCAAAUAUAUCUGCUCAACUUAACAAUGAAUGGUAAUGAUUGUUGGUACCAUGGAGAACUCAGUAGAGAAGAAGCUGAUAGUUUAUUACUAAAUGGUUCUCACGUGGAUGGUACAUUUUUAGUUCGAGAGAGUGAAUCAUCUAAAGGUGACUAUGUUUUAUCUGCACUCCAUGAUAACCAAGUACGUCAUUUUCAAAUUAGAAGACAUACAGAAGACGUUUUUUUCUCCAUUAAUGAACCUACAAUCCAUGGUUUAGAAUGUCUUAUUGAAUACUAUCAAGAAAACCCUGGUCUUCUAUCAGAAGGUUUGAAACUAACAGAAUAUGUUAAAAAAGAUCCACCACCUCACGAUUUGAGAAGACACGGCCGUAGUAAUCUUUUGCAUAGAGCUACUAGUGAAGGUAGUUUUAAAGUAGUAACAGAACUCUUACGAACUGGUUAUAGACAUGAAGCAAAAAAUGAGUAUGGUCAAACUGCCGUUCAUCUUGCCAGUAUUAAAGGAAAUGAUGAUAUUCUGAGAGAACUAAUUGAAUAUGGUGCUAAUAUCAAUUCAAGAGAUACAGCAGGCUUUACACCAUUACAUUAUGCUUGUCAAAAUAAUUUUCCAACAACUGUGAGGUUACUGGUACAAGUAGGAGGAGCUAAUAUUCAGGCUAGAAAUACAGAAAAUGGUUCGGUUCCAUUACAUGAAGCUUGUGCCAAUGGCCAUAAGGAAGUUGUCCGAGAAUUGUUGAGCUUGAAUGCGCCAGUCAACCCUAGAAAUGGAUCCGGUCUCGUGCCUUCUCAGAUAGCAAGGAAUAAUAGUCAUAUUGAUUGUGCUGAAAUAUUAGAAAAUUAUAAAUGCCCCACUCCAAAAACUUGCGCCAGUCAAUGGUACCAUGGUACCUUAGGAAGAAGAGAAGCAGAGGAACUCAUUAGAAAUUAUAGUACAAAAGAUGGCACAUUCCUGAUCAGAUCAAGUAAUAGGAACAAAGGAGAUGUGCUAACGCUCUUGAAUGGAAAUGUCUUUUUCAAUUUUAUCAUAAGUCAACAAGGAAAAUACCUGUUUAUUGAUGACGGACCCUUUCUUGAAUCCCUAGAACAUAUCGUUGAAUAUUAUAGUUUUAUCUCAGAUGGCUUGCCUACAGUUUUGAUAACUCCAGUUCCCCCUAAACCCAAACCCCAAGUUCCUGAUUGCUCUACUAUGCCAAGAAUAAAGAAAGUCCAUCGGACAAUUGCCCUGAAGAUGAAUACUUUGAAUGAUGACAAAAAAUCUUAUCCUUCUCAAUUCGAACACAUACAAUUCCAGUCCAAUCUCUCCUUAGCUGUAAAUAAUAAUAAUAAUAAGGAAGAAAACGAUGAUUACAUAGCACCUGAAAGCCUUACUCUUGGAAACCAAAUUGGUGAAGGUGAAUUUGCAUCUGUUUUUCAAGGAACUUAUACUAAACCGAAUGGAGAAGUUUUAAAAGUCGCAAUUAAAACUUUGAGAAGUGAACAAAUGGAGAUGAAUAAAGCUGCCUUUUUGAGCGAAGCACAUAUUAUGCUCAAAUUAAACCAUCAUUGCAUUGUGAAAUUGUUAGGAUUGUGCAAGGGAACAAAUCUGUUAAUGGUUCAAGAACUAAUGCCUUUAGGAUCUCUAUUACGAUAUUUAUAUGAGUUUCGGGAAAGAAUAAAUCCAAACUAUGAAUUCAAGAUUUGGGCAGCCCAAAUAGCUUGUGGAAUGAACUACUUGGAGGAACAGAGGUUUGUUCAUAGGGAUUUAGCUGCCAGAAAUAUACUUUUGGCUACACAGCAUCAAGCCAAAAUUAGUGAUUUCGGAUUAUCUAGAGCAUUGAAUGCUGGGCAUGAGUAUUAUAUGGCUCUGCAGGGUGGAAAAUGGCCUUUGAAGUGGUACGCUCCAGAGUCAUAUAAUUUUGGUAAUUUCCAUCAUAAAAGUGAUGUUUGGAGUUUUGGUGUAACAAUUUGGGAAAUGUAUUCAUUCGGAGCUAGUCCAUAUGGUGAUAUGAAAGGUUCAGAGGCCAUUAAACUUAUCGAAGAUGGUGGAAGGUUGGAACAACCAUCAGCAUGCCCUGACAAUGUUUACGAAAUUAUGGGACAAUGCUGGCAAUAUAAUCCAGAGGACAGACCUCGGUUCAAAGAACUGUUGAAUCAUUUCUGCCAGGAUACAGAAUAUAUGAAUAUAAGAGAAUUGUUACCACAGGCUAAUCUUGCAUGAAAUGAGAAAUUCUAGGAUAUUACAAGUGAUGAAGGUGAUUUUUUAUAAGUAUAUAUUUGAAAUAAUGAAUCAGAUAAUAUUCCAGACGUCCUAUUUUUGUUACAUAAAGUGAUUCAAGUGCCAAUAAAAUUUCAUAUGAUCGUUUAUAAUAAUGUUGAUUGGUGCAAAUAGCACAUUGGAAUAUAUAAUUCUAUGUAUUUUACUAUGUAUGUUGAGAUGAUUUUAUUAUACAAUUCUUUUUCAUAUUUA
Molecule: messenger RNA, 2588 nt
Organism: Harmonia axyridis
Lineage: Eukaryota; Metazoa; Arthropoda; Insecta; Coleoptera; Coccinellidae
Gene: Shark
Product: tyrosine-protein kinase Shark
Exons: 10
Coding region: 171-2339 (722 amino acids)
Biological process (GO): protein phosphorylation
Molecular function (GO): protein tyrosine kinase activity; protein binding; ATP binding
Source: RefSeq, a predicted model, not a curated record